Molecule: messenger RNA, 1315 nt
Organism: Neolamprologus brichardi
Lineage: Eukaryota; Metazoa; Chordata; Actinopteri; Cichliformes; Cichlidae
Source: RefSeq, a predicted model, not a curated record
CCUUUGCCACUUCUUCUUCACGUUCUUCUAAACCUCCCUGAAACUUCUUCCGACCUCAAUGGAAGCCUCAGGAAAGUAUGACUUUAUCGCAACAGAGGACGAGGAGCUCAGCUUCAGAAAGGGUGAUUUACUAAAGAUUAUAAAAGUUGAAGGUGAUUGGUGUAAGGCGGAGAUGAACGGACGGGAAGGAUAUGUACCACAUAACUACAUCGAUUUCCAGAUUCCGGGGUGGUUUAAGGAGGACGCCAGUCGCAGUGCUGCAGAGGACAUACUCAAGUCCAAAACUGUCGGGGAGUUUCUGAUCCGAGGGUGCCAAACCUCCCUGGGGGAUUUCUCCAUUUCUGUCAAACAUGAGAAUGACGUCCAGCACUUCAGAGUGAUGAGGGACAACAAAGGCCAGUACUUCCUGUGGCAGGAGAAGUUCACCUCCCUCAACAAGCUGGUGGAGUUCUACAAAACCAACACCAUCUCUAAAAGCAGGGUGAUUUACCUCAACGAUGGCAGCCUCAACGACAGCAAAGGGUUCCCCUCCCCAUCCCAGCCGGUGAAGAGGGGGAGUUUGCCUGAGCAACGUACAACACCAGCUUACAAUACGGCUCCACGCAGAUCUUCAGACCAGAGUCCCAGCUCGGUGGGCAGAAGACCCGAGCUGGAGGUGCGAGCGCAUACGAUCGGCCACACAGGAAGAAACAGUCCUUCUACUUCGGCUCAGCCUCUGAGACGCACCUCUGAAACCUUGCCUCUGCCUCAGAGACCAUCCACGCUGCAGGUGAGGGCACUCUACAAAUUCACCGCAGAGGAAGACGACGAGCUCGAAUUUUCCGCCGGCGACAUCAUCGACGUGGUGGAUAACUCCGAUGCGUCGUGGUGGAGAGGCAGGCUGAGAGGAUCGACUGGGCUGUUUCCCGCAAACUACACAGAGCAGCUGUAAGGAAACGCCACAGGCGAUGAUUUUAAAACGCCUGCGUGCGUUCAGACUCGAUCUGCGGCUGCGUCAGCUCUUGACGGGUUUCUGAACGUGAACCAGCAGGCUUCUGUAUGUGCUGCGUGUCAGCCUCCUACCAGAGGACUGAGGCGGUGCAGCUUUAUUUACAAAGGAGCAGAGACACCUGCAGGAACUUCCUACAUGUUCACCUGGCACACAGGAAAUCCUGCAAAUGAUGCCUGAGGAUGUUGUUUGUAUCAUGACGUGUCCGUAAGCAUGUUGUCUGAAUGCUUGCUGGCCAGGCUGCUGAUGAUUGGACUGUCUGCUCACUUUUGACACAUUUUUAUCAAAAAAUGUUAUCGACUUUUUAAAUAAACUUGUUUUUUAUCA